AUGUCCGGAUAUACACAAUUAAGUAAUCCGUUUGCGGAUCCUGCCUCAGUCUCUUAUGGGGAGCCCCCUCCGUAUUCCGCAGGAUUUACACCAGCCGCCUCGUUUACGGCCGUUACUGUAAAAUCUGAAGGACUAGAUAAUUAUAAUCCUUUCGAAAAUAAGGUCACAUCUACCCUAUCAAGUUCUGAGCCCAAUAUGACUCCACUUAACGAUACAGGAAGCCCUGCAUCUCAGGAUAUUCGAAAAAUUACUAACGAAGAACUUGAAAAGAGACAAAGGGAGUUAGAUGCUAGAGCUGCAGAACUACAAAGAAGAGAAGAGGAACAACGACGCCUUGAUGAGCGUGCUCGUGCUGGAGAUUAUAAUGGAGCCAAGAAGAAUUGGCCACCCUUACCUUCCUUUCUUCCAUGUCGCCCGUGUUUCUAUCAGAACAUUGAAAUAGAAAUUUCUGAAGAAUAUCAGAAGGUUGUAAGGAUGGGCUAUUUCCUCUGGAUGUGCUACGCUGGACUCUUGCUGAUUAAUGUUUUUGGCUCCAUAUUCUACUUUGCUGGAACGCAAAAACCUGACGGCGGAAGCGUUUUCGGUGUUGCUCUUCUUACUGCGAUUCUUUUUGCGCCCCUCUCCUACGUUUGCUGGUUUAGGCCCCUGUAUAAAGCUUUCCGAAGCGAUAGCUCGUUUAAUUUCUUCGUAUUUUUCUUCGUCUUCUUCGCUCAAGUUAUCGUUAUGGUAAUUCAAUCACUUGGAAUCACCAGUCUCGGGGCAUGUGGAUGGAUUGUUGGUUUAGCUGCCGUGCGAGAGGUUGGUUGGGUCGGCGCCAUAGUUCUUGCUAUAGCUGCUCUCUUUACCUCGAUUGCCGUCGUCUCUGGCUUCUUCUUGGUACACAUAAAAAUCACGCAUGAUAUUGUAAUUCAAGGUACAUUAUUUUUUAAGAUUCAUCGUAUUUAUCGUGCAACUGGCGCUAGUUUGGACAAGGCAAGGCAGGAAUUCGUUUCAGGAAUGUCAUCUAACCCAGCAGUCAUCCAGGCUGCCACAAGUGCUUUCAUAAGCGGACCGACUUCGAAUACAGAUGCCAAUUUGCGUUAUUGA
Protopolystoma xenopodis is the source of this 1086-nucleotide messenger RNA. Lineage: Eukaryota; Metazoa; Platyhelminthes; Monogenea; Polystomatidea; Polystomatidae. The record is from the annotation of a GenBank genome assembly.